Salvelinus fontinalis (brook trout) is the source of this 6910-nucleotide messenger RNA. It is a transcript of the gene ankrd12, whose product is annotated as ankyrin repeat domain 12. Gene Ontology annotation, cellular component: nucleoplasm. Gene Ontology annotation, molecular function: protein binding. The transcript is spliced from 13 exons. The record is from RefSeq and is a predicted model, not a curated record. NCBI's taxonomy places the organism in Eukaryota, Metazoa, Chordata, Actinopteri, Salmoniformes, Salmonidae. Bases 305 to 6583 code for a protein of 2092 amino acids.
CAGUCAACUGACCUGUGCCUUUUUUAAGCCGCUUGGAAAAUUCCAGAAAAUUAUGUCAUGGCUUCUGAUAGGCUAAUUGAUCUAAUUUGAGAAUUGUCGAUGUUCUCUUCCUGUGCAUUACAGGAGCAUGAUUAGCCCGUAGCUAGUCACACGACCUAACGUAACAUAUCAUAACAUGUAGUGUUAAUGUUCUCUUACGUGUCUUCUGUUGCAGGUGCAUGAUGAGCGUGCUGGGCCGUAGCUCUCGUAGCUAGUCACACGGUGGGUGGGAGGGACUCCGUCCGCACCACCAGCACACUGCACCAUGGUCAAACCCGGGACAGACAGAGAUGGAGCCAUGGUGGACAAACCCACGGGGAAGAAGAGCAAAGAUAAGAUUUCCCUGUUCACCAAGACUCCGAAGCUUGACCGCAGUGAGUUUCUGGGGGGGAAAGAAGGGAAACCACCCAAGUCUUCCAUGAAACGCAAACUGUCCUUCACCGUGAGCCCCCCUCGCAGCAAGGAGAGAGAAUCAGACACAGAUGAGUCAGACCCAGGCCAGUCCACUGAGUCCUGGGAAGAGUCUGAGGGGAGGUUAGUGACUCCCUGCAGGAUGUGUUCAGCAGAUAAAGAUGGGCCGGAUAAGAAGAAAGUCAAGAAGGAGUCUGGGGGGAGUAAGAAGGCCCCGGUUAAUCUUCUGUUUGGUUACCCGCUGUCUGAACGCAAACAGAUGGCCUUACUGAUGCAAAUGACUGCCAUGGACAACAGCCCAGACUCGACCCCUAGCCACCCGUCCCAGGCCCUCCCCGUGCAGAAGAAGCUCCCCAGCAGUACGGCCUCCAGGGCGAGGGACAAGGUGAACAAGAGGAACGAGCGUGGCGAAACGCCGCUACACAUGGCCGCCAUACGAGGGGACGCCAAGCAUGUCAAGGAGAUCAUCAGCCUGGGAGCUGAUGUCAACGUCAAAGACUUUGCAGGCUGGACCCCUCUUCACGAGGCAUGUAACCUCGGUUACUACGACGUGGCCAAGGUUCUGAUCGCGGCCGGCGCUGAAGUCAACACCCAGGGUCUGGACGAUGACACGCCGCUCCACGAUGCCUCCAGUAGUGGACAUACAGACAUUGUGAAGCUGCUGCUGAGACAUGGAGGCAAUGCGUUCCAGGCCAACAAGCGAGGGGAGCGGCCCGUGGACAUCGCUGAUUCCCACGAGCUAGAGCUCCUCCUAAAGGGAGAGGUGCCCCUCUCAGACCCAGAGGAUAGCUCCUCAGAGUCUGAAGACCCUCCGUCUGUAAACCCCUCAAGUGUGGACGUGGAUGAUGACCACAUGGAUGACUCGGACGUGGAGAAGGUCUCUGAAGGCAAACGGAGCACCGUGAAGGCCUCACCCUCCAUGUCCGGCCUGGACGAGUAUGAGUUCAAAGACGAGGAGGAAGAAGACCUGAGUAAAGCCCUGAACGACAGACACAUCCUCCGGAGAGAACUGAGGCAGGAAGAGAAGGAUCAUUUGGCCGUGAAGCAGAGCGGUAAAGGGGACGGGAGCGGCUCUGUCCAGUCUAAGAAGACGAAGACGUCGUCCCGCGUCCUGUAUUGCAGCUCUGAUAGUUCCAGUGAUGAGAUGGAGAUGCCGUCAGAGAGAAGGAGCUCUCCGACCUGCUCCCACGGCUCGGAGGGACACAAGGCGCCAGAUGCCAGCAGGACUAAGAAAGAGAACCUCACGACUUCCGAAAAGAAAGACAAAGGCAGCAAAGUAAAGAAGAAGAACAAGAGCAAGAGCAAGAACAAGGAGAACCAGGAGGAUGGGAAGGAAAACAGCAAAGCUCUGGUGUUCUCCGUAGCCACCGUGUCGGAGACACACACGGAUAAGAACAGCCGGGGACUCUGUGGGGACGAAGACUCGUUCAAGAUGUCCUUCAGUCCCAAGGACGACUCGUCCGUCCACCUCUUCCAUCUGUCUGCCACCGUCAAGUCCCCGAAGCUCAACCACGGCCUGGCCGACAAGCAGCCGUCCUCCAACCCGCUCAAACAGGAGAACGCCAAGAUGACGUGCGUCUCGAUUGCCGAAGGCCCCUGUCCGCCAGAUGGUGUCAAGUACAACCACUACAACCCAGAGUCUGAGUUCUGCACAGAGAGCUCCAGUAGUAAAGGCUGCAAGCACAAGGAGAAGAGCAAGCACCACCAGAAUGACGUCACCGUGGACGCUGGUGGUGGUGCUGUGGGGGAAGAUGGAGGCUCCAGUCCGUAUAAUAAAGACGGCAGCGUUGCCAACAGCGUGGACGUCACUGAAGGUGGUGCCUUACGGAAGACGGAUAAGGACGGCAAGGUGGUCAAGAAGCACAAGUUAAAACACAAGGAGAAGGACAAGCCCAGGAGGGAGUAUGAGCCAGAGAGGAACCGCCACCGGCAGAAAGAGGGCAGUAGGAAGGACGGCCACAGGAACCUGGAAUUCGACCGUGAGUUCUGGAAAGAGAACUUCUUCAACGAUGACGAACCUUUGCCUCCAGGGAAAAUGGAGAGGGAGGACUGCGGAUCUCCUCAGAAUACCUCAACAUCGGGCAGCUCUCCUGUGAAGGAAGAGAGAAAAGAGACAAAAGAGAAACACCCCUCUAGCAUCAGCAGCAAGGAGAAGAGGCCGAGAAGAGAAGAGGAGCGCUUGAAGAAGGAGAGGAAAGAACCCUCGUCUGUCUGUAAAGAGGAGAGAGGGGGAAAGGAUGGGAAGCUCAGUGAGCGUGAGGAGAGGACUGAGUGCCUAAGCUCUGUACGGGUUUCGGUUCCUGAGGAGACGCAGCAUAACUCCACCAGUGGGAAAGACGAACCGGAGGAGAAACCGGUAACGGGGACCACAUCUACGGCUGAUUCAGAUCAGCUGGAUGCCUCUGAGAAAUGCCAGCGGGACAAAUACGACAGGAGGUCUUCUGUAAAGGACCGUGAGGCUGACAAGACGGAUAAAAAGCAUCCCGACAAAGAAAAGAAAGUCAAGAUUGAGCACCCUGAGAAAUCAGAGAAUUCACAGAAUUCCAUGGAUCGCUGGAAAGAGAGGGAGAAGGAAAGGAUGGCGUCCCCUGGUGACAAGAACCACAAAGAGAUCGAGAAGCUCAGAGCCUUGUCCGCGACGAAAAAACACGAGGAGAGCAAGGACAAGAAGAGCAAAGACAAGCCAGAUAAGAGGAGUGACAGGGUGAGGGAGUACAACGCGGGAGAACACAAAGACAGGACAAGCUCCGAUAAGAAAGGAAAACCACCUUUAGAGAAAUCCAUGGACCACAGUAAAUCCGAUCGCUCUAAGGAAAAGGAGAACGACAAAGACUGCGAUAAGAAGAAAAAAGAAAAAUCUAAAGACAGCUCUUCCUCAUCUUCCUCCAGCUCUAACCUGAAGCUCCUCUUGGAGGAGAAGGGCUAUGUGUCUGAAAGUGGCAAGACAUUACCAGCAAAACUACUGAAGACAGAGGACCUCCUAAAGACGCCAGAGAAAGACCGGAGAGACCGAGAAUCCAGAGACUCUGACAGGCACCGAGAUCGGGACAAAGACCGUUCCAAGGACCGUUCCAAGGAGGGUAGCAAGGCCAGUAAGACCAAACCCAAUGAGACAGAGGCUAACCGAGACAACAGGUCCAAAGCUAAAGCCUCGUCUGCCACCCGGGAAGAGCAGAAGCCCAAAGAGAAACGCCUGGUCAACGAAGACCUGAGGCAGACCAGCUUCGAACGGAUGCUGAGUCUGAAGGACCAGGAGAUUGAACAGUGGCACCGGAAGCAUCUAGAAAAGAUCAAACAGAAGGAGCGGGAGAGGAUGAAACAACGGCCCUCCUCUACGACGACAGACCCAGGGAAGCUCAAAAGCAAAGCCAAAGCCAAGACGACGUCCUCGUCUUCUGGAGAACCGUGCUUGAGCAAAGAAUUGCUUCGCUCCAAGAGCUCUGAAGGCUCCUCCGACGUUCACUGUCGGGACAGAGACAAACCCCUUAAGGACAGCACCAGCUCCAGGACCAUGUCUCUGGACGGGAAGACACUCUCCUGCCUCAGUGGGAAGCUGAUGGCUGGUAUGGAGAACAGCUUGAGCAGGUCACCCAGGCCAGAAAGCCAGCGGUCGGGUCUCAUGUCCAGGUCUGUGUCUAUGGUCUCUGUGGCCAGCUCUGAAGACUCCUGUCAGGCUACAUUGCUGACGCCGAGACCUAUUGAGUACGACUCGGAUAUGACCCUGGAACCCUCCCAGGACUUUCAGCUGCCUUUCCUCCUGUCUUCCUUCCUCUCGUAUCCUGCCGUUCACGACAACAUUCUUCUAGAAGAGCCGGGGCAAGAUAACCAGACUCCGCUGCAGAGCAGAAACGCUUCCCCCUGCCUUAGGGCUAUUCUGGACGAAGACGCUAACUGUGCGACGGCGUCUGAGGGCAGACCUUUCGAAACUCUGUCCAAGGCCGCCGUGGUGCCUGCUGCUCAACCCAGUGAAGAGCCCACAAGUGUUCAGCCUUUAGAGACCUGUGCAGAUCCAGAGGAGAGCCAGAGUCAAAGUGAUCCAAUUCAGAUGCUUCCGAAUCUUCCUAAUGCAAUAACAGAUGCAGAUCUCAACACUGAGAGUAAAGGGAACACCGCUUCAGGUGUCUAUCUCCCACCUCAAGCGUACAACACCAGAGAUCCUCACAUAAAGCACUCCUCAACACUUCAGCAGGCUAGUGUCCCACAGCUAGCUACACCAGAACAGAGAGGGUUUUCUUCCACCUCUGAUCCUCUCCUAAUACGGGACGUCCAGUGUAUCCCCGUGGAGACCUCCAGUGCGGCACCUGAAUGUAGCAUAAAGGACCUGCCCUCUGAGGACAUGACGCCACUGGUGACAUUAUCUUCUCUAUCCUGUCAACUGCCGUUCUCCAGGACCGAAACCACCUCAUCUCUCUCUGCUAGCCAGUUAUGGGAAAUCCUUCCAAACACCAGUAUGGUGACCUCACAGCAGAUGCAGACAGAGACUGAUGGAGAUCUGGCUCUUGAUCCUAAAGAUAAAACUCCAGUUGAGAGUGCAGCCAGCAGCGCUGAAAGCAGAGCAGCUGUAGAGAGCCUUCAGAGUGCGUUAGGAGCCUCUAGACCGGAAUGGAUGGACAACCCAGUAGCCUCCACCAGCGCUAGCUCAGAGGACUCCAUGAUGACCACCAGCAAAACCAAGGACUCCACGAUGAUCACCAGCAAAACCAAGGACUCUCCAGAGGAGAUGGACACUGACGUGAACAGUGAAGACUGUAAGAAAUCCAGAUUCUCCAGUGACAUUGUGGGUCCUAGCGAUCCUCAGCCGGACAAAAACUAUCAUACUAGCCAGCUUACGUCAUCCACUGUGUCGCGCUGCUCGAGCCCUGAACACAAGGAAGAAGAAACUUCUGAUGCUCCUGAUCGCAUAUUGGAGAAGUGGAGUGGUCCCGAGGCCAUGUCAACAGAAAAGGCUAGCUGUUGGUCUUCGUCAGAGGGCAGUAGUAUGGUCACCAUCCCUGAGGUGAAGGCAGAGCCAUGCCAAGAGCCUACCUCCGAGGAGAGACCAGAAGGACAGACUCCCUCGAUUGUUGGAUCAGACCAAACCCAGAGUGUUUCUGGACAGAGUAGUAACUUCCAGCAGGGCUCCCAGACAGACCAGAGUGUUAGUAGUUACAGCAGCAGUGGGGUCUCUGCUAGCUCUUCCCCCCAGUCUGGGGACAGAGACUCUGACUCCUCCGGGGCUAAGGCCAAGGUCCUCUCCCUAACCAUGGAGGAGGACCAGGACUUCCAGCAGACCCACCCCAGAAAGAAGAAGAUGCCCAGAUUGUCUACCUCCAACCAGGCUGGAGGCAGCAUGCAACAGGAGUCUCUGGCGUCCAUCGUUGACUCUCUGAAGCUGGAGGAGAUUCAGCCGUACCAGACGGAGAGGGCCAACCCUUACUACGAGUUCCUGCACAUCCGCAAGAAGAUCGAGGAGAAGCGUAAAGUGCUGCUGAGCGUCAUCCCCCAGCCGCCGCAGUAUUACGACGAAUACAUGACUUUUACUGGAUCAUACCUGCUAGACGGGAACCCGCUCAGCAAACUCUGUAUUCCAACUAUCACUCCUCCUCCGUCUCUUCCGGACCAACUGAAGGAGAUGUUUAAACAACAGGAAGUUGUUCGUAUGAAGCUACGGUUGCAACACAGCAUUGAACGGGAAAAGCUGAUUGUUUCCAACGAGCAGGAGGUGUUACGAGUCCACUACCGGGCCGCCAGAACGCUAGCCAAUCAGACGCUCCCGUUCAGUGCAUGCACCGUGCUAUUGGACGCUGAAGUGUAUAACAUGCCUCAGGAUGCCCAAUCAAGUGGCAUGAUGUCACGCACUGUCGAAUCAGGUGACCAAGAUGGCAAGACGUCGGUGAGGGGCCGUUUCAACGCCCGCCAGUUCAUGUCCUGGUUACAAGACGUGGACGACAAGUUCGAUAAACUCAAGACGUGUCUUCUGAUGCGGCAGCAGCACGAGGCAGCAGCUCUUAAUGCGGUCCAGCGUCUCCAUUGGCAGCUGAAACUCCAGGAGCUGGAUCCAGUCAUGUACAAGUCCACCUCCAUCUUCGAGAUAUCCGAGUUCUACAUCCCCCUGGUAGAGGUCAACGACGACUUUGACCUCACGCCCAUAUGACCUGUGACCCUUGACCUUUAGGGCUAGGACUGGCAGUCAGGGUCAGGCAGAGGACCGAUGAUUAGGAAGGAUCAUCUAGUGGCCCAUCUACCUCUUAACGGGGAUAAAGAGAUGGAGAGAUGAAGGGAUGGGAAAACGUGAGGCACUUGGAACAUGGAUGUGUGUAGAGAGCACCGUGUGUGUGUGUGUGUGUGUGUGUGUGUGUGUGUGUGUGUGUGUGUGUGUGUGUGUGUGUGUGUGUGUGUGUGUGUGUGUGUGUGUGUGUGUGUGUGCAGCACUUCUCUAAAUGUGGCUGAGCUCCUAUGGUAGACACAACAGAGACACCAC